This is a messenger RNA of Hirsutella rhossiliensis, 1575 nucleotides long. Its product is annotated as transmembrane amino acid transporter protein. Gene Ontology annotation, cellular component: vacuolar membrane. The coding region runs from base 1 to 1575 and encodes 524 amino acids. The record is from RefSeq and is a predicted model, not a curated record. Gene Ontology annotation, biological process: amino acid transmembrane transport. The transcript is spliced from 3 exons. Gene Ontology annotation, molecular function: amino acid transmembrane transporter activity. Lineage: Eukaryota; Fungi; Ascomycota; Sordariomycetes; Hypocreales; Ophiocordycipitaceae.
AUGGCCGGGUCGGAAACGCUCAAGUCGGGCCUGCCCGCCAAAACGGGCGCCGACCACCUCCACGAUGAUCCCGAGUUCGCCGCCGAGAUCAAAAAGGCCAGCUGCCUGGCCUCCGUCUUUGGCGGCAAGGCCGUCGCCAUCGGCCCCCGCAUCGCCCCGCUGCCCGACUGGCUCAAGGACGACGCCGGCGUCAUGUCCGACGACGGCGAGGACUCGAGCGCCGCCAUCCUCGAGAAGCAGCUGGCGUCGGAGAACGGCGCGUCCAUCCAGUACCGCACCUGCAGCUGGCAGAAGACGGCCGCCCUGCUCUUCAGCGAGUACAUCUGCCUCGCCAUCAUGAGCUUCCCCUGGUCCUACAGCUUCCUCGGCCUCGUCCCCGGCCUCAUCCUCACCGUCGUCGUCGCCGGCAUCGUCCUCUACACCAGCCUCGUCCUCUGGGAGUUUUGCCUGCGCCACCCAGAGGUCCGCGACGUCUGCGACCUCGGCCAGAUGCUCUUCUGGGGCAAGACCUGGGCCUGGUGGGGCACCGCCGUCAUGUUCGUCCUCAACAACACCUUCAUCCAGGGCCUCCACGUCCUCGUCGGCGCAGAGUACCUCAACACAAUGACCCGGUCCGACAACGUCGCCGGCUGCCGCACCGUCCAGUUCUCCGUCGCCGUUACCGUCAUCUGCUGGCUCGCCUCCCUGCCCCGCACCUUUAGCAUGAUGUCCAAGCUCGGCACCGCCUCGGCUCUCUUCACCUUCAUCUCCGUCAUCCUCGCAACCGUCUUUGCCGGCAUCCAGGGCAGGCCCGCCGGCUUCACCCCCCUCAAAGGCGAGCCUAUUGUCACCGCCAUCCCCGUCCACAGCACCACCUUUGUCCAGGGCAUGGCCGCCUUUCUCAACAUCAGCUACACCUUCAUUGGCCAGAUCACCCUGCCCAGCUUCAUCGCCGAGAUGCGCGACCCGCGCGAGUUCCCCAAGUCCCUCUGGGCUUGCACAAUCGCAGAAAUCAUCACCUUCAGCAUCGUCGGCGCCGUCAUCUAUGCCUUUACCGGCAACCAGUACGUCAAGGCGCCGGCCUUUGGCUCCCUGGAUGAGCUGUACAAGAAAAUCUCCUUUUCCUUCAUGGUCCCAACCAUUAUCUUUUUGGGAUGCCUCUAUGCGUCCGUCACGGCGCGCUUCGUCUUCUUCCGCGUCUUCCGCAAUUCGCGCCACCUCAACGACCACACCAUUGUCGGGUGGGGGUCCUGGGGCGGCAUCCUGCUCGUCACCUGGAUCCUGGCCUUUAUCAUCUCGCAGCUUAUUCCCUUCUUCUCAUCGCUCUUGUCCGUCAUGUCUUCACUCUUCGACAGCUGGUUUGGCUUCAUCUUCUGGGGCGUCGCCUACUUCCGCAUGCGCCGCGCAGAUCGCGACGCCGGGCGCAAGCGUCGCCCCAUUGUCGACUACCUGUCCAUGGCACUCAAUGUCGUCAUCAUCCUGACCGGCGUUGUCUUCCUCACCGUCGGCACGUACGCCAGCGUGCAGGGCAUCAUCGACUCCUUCCACGCGGGCGAGGUCGGGGGUGUGUUUUCGUGCAAGAGCAACGGGUUAUGA